AUGGAUCGCGCCUACGUGGGCGCUGGCCCGCGGCUCACGGCCUGGAUACCGUUGGGCGAUGUGAGGUGUGGCCAGGAGGAGCUGGGAGCGCUUUGUUGGGUGCCUGGGUCCCAUCGUGAUCCCCAAAUCACCGAGAGGUUCAAGGAUUACGACCGCGCGGGGUCCGACGGAGAGAGGAGCGGAUGGUUGGCCUCUGAUCCCGCUGCCCUGGCGCUGCCCAGCGGAUGUCAUUGGGAGAGCACCCACUUUGAUGCUGGGGACGUUGCCGUGUUCGGCAUGGAUUUGCUGCACACCACCUUGCCCAAUGGCCAAAACUCCUUCCGCUUGAGCUGCGACACACGCUGGCAGCCGCUGGAUGCUCCACCCCCACCGCCCGGAGUGAUCACCGGCCCCUGGAAAACUGCAGCUCUGUCGCACCCUUGGUGUUGCUUCGCCAUGGCGUUGCUUCGCCUCCUUGCUUUGCUGCGACUCAUUCCACUGGCGUGUUCUGGCAGCUGUGCAGCUCAAAGAGGAGCAGCAGCACGGGCGUGGGACAGCAUUGAGCCGGAAUGUAGAGACAAAUUGGAGAAGAACCGCACGGCCGCAGCCCUGCGGUGCUUGGAGGGCCAUUUCUGGGAGGCGCGCGGCCCCGGCCAGCGCGCCGGGGACUUCUUCACCACGCUGCGGAAGCUCCGGCAUGAUGCGGAGAUGUUCACUUACCUGGAACAGGAAGGAAAGGUCACCGCCGAGGUGAAAAAGCUCUUCAGAGGUGUGUUCCAUUCGGCCAAGAAGCAGCAUGAGGACCCUGACAAGGUCUUCGAGUUGGCGUUCCAAGAGGACACAGCUGAUCGAAAGCUUUGGCAGAAAGCGAACAACAAGGCCGUUUACUGGGAUCCUGCAGGCCACGAGUUGCCUGCAAGGACCCUCCGUGCCAAGCCUGCUGCGCUGAAGGGCCUGGAGGAGAGAACAUUGAGAAAGAUGAGGCUUUGGAAUCCGAGGAAGGAUCUCCACUUUCCUUCCACAAAGCAGGACAGCUUUGUGGCGACCGGUCGUGCAGUGAGCGACAAGUUCUUAACAGACAAGACCUUGCGGCAGCUGAAGCGCUUCCUGCAGGCUUCCACGUUCUACUUCUACCCGCGGAAGGGUGCUCAUUUGUUAGCGCUGCUCGAGGAUGGCUUAGCCUCGCCCAUUUUGGCACAAGUCGUCGAUGGCUUGAGACAGGCGCUGCCUGGGCUACUACCAACGCAUCUGCCGCUGCAGGGGCUGCGCGUCUGGAAGGCGGACAAUUCAGCACUCCCACGCCCGCCUGCGGACGGGCCGGAGCUGGAACCUGGAGGCGCGGUGAAUCUGCUGCUGUGGCUGGUGCCCAGCUCGGCGUUGCACGGCUCCGCCGCGGACGCCCUGCAACUCUUCAACGCCACGGACGCCACGGAGCGCGGACCCGUUGCCGCGCCGGUGGCGAGCAUCCGCUAUGCGGCGAACCGGGCGGUUUUUUGGCGGGAAGAUCUACGUGCUGUGUGGUCUGGGCCAUCUUGGAAGUCAGGCUUCUUGCAGAGAGGUCUCCACCUCCUCUUCACCUUUGGCCUGGCUCAAUGUGAAGCGUGAUCCGUUCACGUCCAGCGCCACCCAAAAAGGGCGAGUCGAGGGGAGCACCGAGUCUGCCAGGCA
Messenger RNA from Durusdinium trenchii, 1647 nucleotides. The record is from the annotation of a GenBank genome assembly. Lineage: Eukaryota; Dinophyceae; Suessiales; Symbiodiniaceae.